AUGGUGGGACUAAGUGUGAUCCUGGAAAAUUACGAGGACCUGUCUGCAAAACCAUGCCCGCAAGUCAUCAGCAAAGGAAUUCUAAAAGCAGCAUCUUCAUCGUCGUCUCCAAAAUCCCCAAAUGGCGGAUUCUCCAGAAAGAAACCCUUACCUUCAUUUCUCGACAAUUGCUUCCUCUGCAACCUCAAGCUGCUGCCCGGAACGGACAUCUACAUGUACAAAGGGGACAGAGCUUUCUGUAGCGAGGAGUGCAGAUGCAGGCAGAUAUUAAUGGACGAAGAAGAUGCAAAGAGUGGUUGUACCCGGGAGUACAACCACAAUUGCUCUCUAGCUGCCACGUCAUCGUCCCCUCCAUCUUCUUCGGCUACACGUCCGGCUGAUGGGCCGAGCGUCGCCGGCGCCGGCGGCAGAAGAUGGAACGCCUUUGCCUACUGAGGAAUGAUAGUGUUUAUGAAACUUUAAUUAAAUAUCCUUUCCUUCGAUGUUUCCUAGAAUGAAGCCAGCCAGGGUUGUAAUUCAUUCCUCAUUGCAUUUUGGUUUUUUUGAGUUUGAGUGGCAAAACUGCUGGCAGAGAAAUUCAAGAUUGAUUUUUUCUUUUUUGGGGAGAAAGUAUUUCUAUCACAUCCAACACCAAGAUGAAGAAUUGAAGGUGAAGAAGAUGAUCCC
Molecule: messenger RNA, 666 nt
Organism: Andrographis paniculata
Lineage: Eukaryota; Viridiplantae; Streptophyta; Magnoliopsida; Lamiales; Acanthaceae
Product: FCS-Like Zinc finger 15-like
Exons: 2
Coding region: 1-435 (144 amino acids)
Source: RefSeq, a predicted model, not a curated record